Molecule: messenger RNA, 900 nt
Organism: Lycium ferocissimum
Lineage: Eukaryota; Viridiplantae; Streptophyta; Magnoliopsida; Solanales; Solanaceae
Exons: 3
Coding region: 1-900 (299 amino acids)
Source: RefSeq, a predicted model, not a curated record
AUGAAAAAGAAGUGGGCUACUAUUGAGGAGCCCAUUGUUAUUGAACAUGUUCCCGAAGGUAAUGAAGAGCCGAAAGGCGAGAAAGUGGUAGAGGAGGUUCCUAAAGCUUUAAAGCCAAUUCCUAGACCUCCUUCUCUAUUUCCUCAAAGAUUGGCUAAGAAAGCGGAUGAUGACAAAUUUCUCAAGUUCAUCGAGAAAUUGAAACAACUUUCAAUCAAUAUUCCAUUGGUGGAGGCACUUGAACAAAUGCCCGGCUCUAUUGUAACAAAAGCUUUGGUUCAAAAGAAGGAGGACCCGGGAGCUUUCACCAUUCCUUGCACAAUUGGGAUGUACAAAUUUGGGAAGGUCGUAUGCGAUCUUGGAGCAAGCAUCAACUUGAUGCGUCUUGCUAUCUUUAACAAAUUGGCCGACUUUGUGAUUUUAGAUUAUGAAUUUGAUUUCGAAAUGCCCAUAAUCUUGGAAAGACCUUUCUUAGCUACCGGGCGUGCUCUUGUAGAUGUGGAGAGAGGUGAUUUAAAAUUUAAAAUGAAUGAUGAAGUGAUCACCUUCCAUAUUUGCAAAUCGAUGAAACAACCUACAGACAUGAGUGUUGUGUCAGUUAUUAAUACAAUUGAUGAAUCCAUGGAGAUAACCAUUGAGCAUGAACAUGUGGGUGAAAUGUUAGCGGCGGUGCUAAUGAACUAUGAGGGGGAAAAUAAAGAGGAAUUUGAGAAAACGGUUAAUGCAUUAGUAGGGUUAGGUACAUACAAAUACAAUCCUAAGAAGCUUGAUCUUGAUAUAGAAAACCGUGAGAAGCCUCCCGUAAAGCCUUCUAUCAUUGAGCCUCCCACCUUGGAACUCAAACCUCUUACUUCAUAUUUGAGGUAUGAAUUUGUUGGACUAAACAACACUUUGCCGUGA